Varroa destructor (honeybee mite) is the source of this 4638-nucleotide messenger RNA. RefSeq lists its product as uncharacterized. The record is from RefSeq and is a predicted model, not a curated record. NCBI's taxonomy places the organism in Eukaryota, Metazoa, Arthropoda, Arachnida, Mesostigmata, Varroidae. Gene Ontology annotation, molecular function: RNA polymerase II cis-regulatory region sequence-specific DNA binding; DNA-binding transcription factor activity, RNA polymerase II-specific. Gene Ontology annotation, cellular component: nucleus. Gene Ontology annotation, biological process: regulation of transcription by RNA polymerase II; cell differentiation.
AGUGUCCCUUCAGAGAAGAAAGGACGACCGACGAAAAUGAAGUCCUCAUUAGGAGUUUAAAGGAGAUCAAUAUUAUUUGACAUCGGACCACGUUAAUGAACGUACGCUAUCUACCCACUAUCCGGCUAGAUCCAAUGCGCCCGUGUGCACUGAGUUCUUCCGUAUCAAUCCAUCAUUAGCAGAAGUGACUCAAUGUGCUGGACAAAACAUACGAGAGCAGCAAGAAGAACGGUGACCAAACAGACCAUAUCAUUAUCCAACUAGGGCUAUAAAUAUCCAGAGCGUGGCCAAAGGAUCCUUGCCUAGGUUGUAUUUAUGUUGCUUUCAAUAGGAUUAGUGAUGAUAUUGGCGGCAACACAUUUCACAAGACACAAACCGAAAUAGGACAGCUUAUGCAAGGACCGUUUUCGUGCGACUUUGACGGGCGCAGAAUUAAUAUUGUUGCCUCGGAUAUUUGAUUUCGUGCUUCUAAAUUGUUUCGUCGCAGAGCGCCUGUAGAAAGUGACUGUCGUUUUCCUUCGUCGCUAGUUCUAGCCUUAGCAUAGUCACGCGCACGCCCGGUUCGUGUAAAUUACCGGCGAGGACGAGCUGUCAAGUUGUCCGGCCCCGUCGGAUGGGAUGACCAUUGAAGAGUGUUCUUCCGGAGGAGCGAUGGAGGAGCGCGACAAUAGCGCGACCCCCGACAUUGAAUCAAAUCAGGAGAACAGCGGUUGUCAUGGAACGCCUGGAGGGUCGAUACUAAAUCUAACCAAUAAAAAGGAACAACCGGACGAUGAUCAGGCCUCGUUGGACAUUAGAGGUCACGAUGUAGAAAGCAUUACAAGUUUAAAAAAUCAAAUAUUAGACUUCAAAGGCCAUAUAAAAGAUGAACAGCUAAUCAAAGAUCGCCAGCUUCUUCUUCGAGACCACCAUCCACUGUUGAAGGACAAUCCUUGUAGGGACGAUCGUCUUGAGGUGAAGGAGAACGUCGUUGUUGAUUCACUCGAUGAGCAAUCGUCCUGCGAUCGUUCGAGCCCGACCCGUUUCAGACAGGACGAGCCGACACAGGAGGUCAUAUGUCCAGACGAUGGCGAACCUCUAGAGUCUUUUCUGCUUAAGCAAGGUAACGCGCAGAGUCAAGGCCUUCCCUUUCCAAAUCCGAUCCAACUCCAAUUGCACCAGCAAUUGCAGUUACUUCAUGCAGCUGCCCUCCAGCAGCAUCAGCUCCAGGAUCACCUACAGCAGCAGCAGCAGCAGCAGCAACAACAGCCACUCCAAGCCCACUCGCAAACAUUGCACCAUUCACAAAAUAGCCAACACUCGUCGUCUACUGGCAACCUAUUGAGUAGUCACAUUCUAAAUCAGCAUCAACUACAGAACCAGUUACAACGGCAGCUUCAGUUAUCCCAACAGAAUUGUCGUCUACUUUUGAACAACAAUAACAACAACAACAAUAACAACAAUAACGGGGGAGCUAUUGCGACUUCUAUGAGUAAAACGUCGUUUUCGGUCGACGAUAUUCUCGACCCUGGAAAAUUUACAGGAGCAGCCCAACAGUUACAUGCCCAACUGCAGUUACAUGCGGCGGCCGCCGCGGCGGCCGCUGCGGCAGCAGGAGUGACGACGUCAAGCUCUCACGCGGCGGCUGCCACUCUCCAGGCGCUUGGACUUAAUAAUUUAGCUGUGUCUGCAUCGGCCGCUUCGGUAUGGGCUAACGCAAUAGGCCAACAACAACAACAGCAGCAGCCUCGAACCGCAUCUUCGAUGGCAUCAGCGACACAAUUGCAUCAUUUCGAAACGGAAAAUAGUCAGCAUUCGGACACAAAUGAUAUAAUGUCCGACGAGGAAAGUGCACCGGAUGAUGAACCGUCAAGCCCCACUAAUGAAGAUUGCAAGAAAUCUCCUUCAGCAGGAUCAGGUGGAAAUAGUGGGGGAAGCAAAAAGAAAUCAACAAGCUCCGAUAAACCAGCAGUUGGCUCCGGGCAAACAUCGUCUUCUGGGUCCGGUGGCGGAAGCUCAUCGAACGGAAGUUCUGGGUCUGGCGGAGGGGGAAAGCCCCGACGUGCGCGUACUGCAUUUACUUACGAGCAGCUUGUGGCACUUGAGAAUAAAUUUAAGACAACCAGGUACCUGUCCGUUUGUGAACGACUGAAUCUUGCAUUGUCGCUUCGAUUAACUGAAACGCAAGUAAAAAUCUGGUUUCAAAAUCGUCGCACUAAAUGGAAGAAGCAAAACCCCGGAAUGGAUGCCAACUCGCCAACCACAGCGCCCCCACCUCCAUCAUCGCUGGUCUCGUCAAGCACGGCAGGCGUCGCUGGACUGACGAACGCCGCCCUGGCCACCGGUGGCCUACCAGGGGGCCUUUCACCUUCGCCCCUUGGGCCACAGGGCGGCCUUCCGCUCUCACCAAGUGGAACACAAUUGGCUGCAGCCGCUCUUCUUUACGGGUCCCAGUUGCCCUACUUAUCAGCCGGCGGUAUUGGAAGUAUGGGUGGCGCUAAUUGCGCGAGUCCAUCGUCAUCGGUUUACUUUGGCGCCCCCACUAGCGGUGCAGCAGGCUCUGGAAGUGUUGUCUCAACUACCACAGCCUUUUCACCAACCUAUUUUCUUCCGCCAGCGCCGUCUUCGUCGCCUUCCACAACGGCCACUACUUGAACAGCAAGUACAAUCCGGACGACGACGAUGACAUCGAUUCUGAGCACCAGUGGACGAAUGAUCGGUCGCUAGCUGAGUAACAAAAUGAACGGACGCAAAACAGAGAGCGCACCUGUAUCUAUGUGUCUGUAUGUGUGAGAGAAAUGGCCGUUUAUUGUGAGAGGAGGUAGCAGCAGCAGCAGUGCCUGCCGUUGGGAUGUGAGGUCAAAAGGACAAAAUAUUGUUACUGCCCUGCGAGCUAAUGGCUAUCUCUGAUUGACUUCAUCAAUGAAUAAACAAUUGAAUGGCAGCCAUGAUGAGAACAACGAUGCUCUUAAAGUAAGUUCGGUCUCGUUUGUUAUCACGGUGUAGUGCAUUGACGCGUCGAGGAGGAACUUCUUAAAUAGGACGAUUCACGCAAAAGCCAAAAAUCAAAUCGUUUAUUUUGUUAAUCUUCCGUAAUCCAUGAGUAAACAAUUCGUGACGAAGUCGGCUCUUAAAGCCAACUAGGCUUAAUCUGGAAUAAUGUCAUACAAGACAAAGUUGUAACUAUCAAUGAACUAGUCGAGCACAUACCCAAGGAAAACGAGCUUAUACAACAACAACAACAAACUAAAAACACUUUUUUAACGGGGAAAUAAGCCUGCGGGAGUGUCAAUAUUCAUAUAUCAAUUAAUCUAUCGUAGAUUCGAGCCCGUGCAAGUAAUAAUGUACAUACUGUUUGUUAAUUGUCGAAACGGAGCAUGCUAAAAUAGCACUAACAAACGCGGGGAGAUAAACGAUGCAUGUGCAAGGGACCCUUGUAGCUUUAACACAAAGUUCUUGUGAAUCCAUUAUAAUAACUGCAUAGUAAAACAAAAUAAGUAUAAAAGUCCUGAACUUCCUCUGUAUCAUGAAACCGAAACGUUAAGCUAAUCAUAUGAGGUCUAUGAUCUGAUCGUUGACCUUCUGUACUCUCUACGACGGUUGCGAGUUAUUCAUUUCAUUAGAACAAAAUAGAACAAUAUUGUUAUUCGAAAGCUGGCAGAAUCCCAAAAAACAACUCGGAAUGUCUACCAUGGACAGUUCUCCAUAAUCAUAAGCAUCUGCGUGUUAUCAGACAACAGCAACAGGAGCAUUGUGACAAGAAACGCUGCAAUACAUUAUCGAUGAGAACUCAGUCCCAGGUCAGAAAAAUUAGCCUAGGGCAUGAGGACUACUAGUUAGUACAGAGACCGAAUCCGUUCUGUCCGGGAAAUGAUAGACCUUGUUCACUGUGUGUGUGUAUCGAAGUAACAACCUCAGCCCUAAGAAUCCAGUAGAUAUAUAAUUCACAGUCCUUCAACCAGAGAAUGCGCUUGUACAAAUGAGGGUAGGCUACCUAUGAGGAAGCGAAGUGUCGAGUCCUGCGUAUUACAAGUUCACCUCUUGCUCUCCUCAGUUCUUCUCUAUAUACACGUAUUAGAUAAUUUUAUUUGUAUACUAUGCUCAUGGGUGCAGGUUCCACUGCACGUGUCAUGUGUAGGAUUUUUGUAAGCAUCAUAUACGGAUUUUUGAAAAUGUAUAUUUACUGAAAUUUAUCAUCGAUACUAGGAUCCUCGGUAUUCUUGAUUAUAUCUGCCUUCUUGUAUAUAAUAUAUGGACAUUGUAGUAUUGUUUUAACGCGAUUUAGCAUGGAUAAAUGCAACAAACAUUUUCUGCAGUGUUGAAUUGAUGCAACGCGUUGGAGAUUAACUAAAGUAAAGUCGAUCUGGGCGGGUAGGCGGUCGGUCGAGAGGCUGAGAUACAUUACUGAAGAAGUCAGCGUAAUGUGUAUAUAAAUAUAAAUACGAGACAGGAAGAAUACGGAUAAGGAAUCACAAGCAGUGGACAAAAGAGGGUCUAAAAAGCCUCGAUCUUCUGUCCAAUGAUCAGUAUCUAUAUAAUACAUUAUAUAAAAACACGUUCUUGUAUGUCUUAGAAUGCGAACGCCAUCGAAUGUCUCAUAAAACAAAUAAAUUAUACGAAACUAUAGUAAAGGUACGAGGAUGUGUGCUAUCUCCCUGA